Medicago truncatula (barrel medic) is the source of this 4168-nucleotide messenger RNA. RefSeq names its product WD repeat-containing protein 62. Gene Ontology annotation, molecular function: protein binding. The transcript has 20 exons. Bases 103 to 3681 code for a protein of 1192 amino acids. NCBI's taxonomy places the organism in Eukaryota, Viridiplantae, Streptophyta, Magnoliopsida, Fabales, Fabaceae. The record is from RefSeq and is a predicted model, not a curated record.
UGGUCACAUUUGCAUUUGGGCAAAACUCCCGCCUCUCUCUCUCUCUCUCUCUCUCUUUCUCUCUCUCUCUCUAAAUUUCCAGUGAAAUCGUGAAAGCUGAAGAUGAAGACCACUCGCAGCAGAUUCAAAAAACCUCCUACUGUAUCUAAGCUUGUUUUGGAGGAGGUAAUUGGAUUGACAACGAAAAGUGGAAAUGGGUUAGCUUCGAAUGUCUCGAGUUCCAAAUGUGCUUAUUUGGCUGGUUCUGUGGUGGUGAUUCUUGACGUGAAUUCGGGUACUCAGUCACACCUAAUUGCAUCUGAUAGAUUGUCAUUGAAGCCUUUGAGCUGUGUAGCUUUGUCAAAAGAUGGCCGCUUUGUUGCGGCUGGAGAGACAGGAAACCAGUCCUCAGUACUAGUUUGGGAUUCUUCUACUUUGUCCGUUGUCUCUGAAUUGAAAGGCCAUCUAUUGGGAGUUACAUGCAUCUGUUUCUCACCGAAUGGUAAACAUCUGGUAUCUGGUGGUGGAUAUAUUUACCUUUGGGACUGGCGGAGUGGUCACCUGAUAACAAAGUUUCAAGCAACUUCAUCUGGUUCUACUGUCUCAAGUGUUGGCUUCUCAUCAGAUGCAAAAUUUAUUGUAACUGCUGGUAAAAAGCACUUGAAAUUCUGGACACUUGAAUCAUCUAGGAAAACUCAACAAAAUGGAGGGAUGCGCAGGACUGCCAGGAGUGCAUCAUUAGCAAUACACGAAAAGCUUGCCAAUCUCUCAAUUGAGAAAGAUUGUUCAUUUACAUCUAUUGCUUCUUCUGUGUGGACCAAUAGCAGCGAUGAUAAUCGUAAACAAGCUGGUGGUUUAUUUCCUAUAUACGCAUUGACUGAUUCAGGCAUUUUAUACCUUAUUCAUUCUGGGCUGUCAGUCAAAAAGUCGGUGAUCUUGAAGGUUCAAAGAGCUUUUGCAUUAUCAACAUCGGAAAAGCUAAUUGCUUGUGCAUGCAAUAAUGGAACAGUCCUAUUAUAUACCCCCGUGUCGCUGGAAUAUGUAGGCAGUAUAUUAUAUUCAAAGGCCAAGAAGUUUUAUGAAGAAAACAACACUGUUUACCAUGCCGUAUUUCCCGAACAAAAUUCUCAACAGUUACCUGCACUGCCUGAUGCAGUUGCAUGUCAGUUUUUAGCCUUCGAAAAGCUUGUGGUUAUUUACAGCGAUCAUAGCCUCUACAUCUGGGACAUCCAUGAUGUGAAUCAGGCUACAAAGUGUUUUGUGCUAGUUUCACAUUCCUCAUGCAUAUGGGAUAUCAAGAAUCUAUGUUGUGAAAACAUGCAUGAUCCAUCUCUUGCAUGCACUGCCAAAGGUUGUUCUGGAGGGAUUUCUUUUGCAACAUGCUCUGCCGAUGGUACAAUUAGGCUAUGGGAUAUUUCUUUGCAAUCUGAUUUGUCAAAAGACGCCAAAGAACUUAAGAAUGAACUAUUGGGUUCUUCAUGUUUAGUAAGUGCUGGUACUUUUGAGCGUGAUGCAGUUAAGGUAGAUCUUAACAGUCAAGAAUUUCGAUCGCUUGCUGUUAGUUCAGAUGGAAAGCAUCUUGCUGCUGGUGAUUGCAAUGGAAACCUUCAUAUAUACAACCUUCAAACAUCAGAUUACACAUGUUUGCAGGGUGCUCAUGAUGCCGAGAUUCUUACAUUAAGCUUUACCUUGUCCACCCAAGACAUAUAUGGGGAAAUUGCAAAAGGCAGUUACUUUCUUGCCUCAGGGGGACGAGAUUGUAUGAUCCAUCUCUAUGAUGCUGAAAGAAAUUUUGAUCUUAUUGGUAGCGUUGGUAAUCAUUCGGCUGCAGUGACUUCUAUCAAAAUUAGCAGUGACAGUUGCAAGAUCCUCAGUUGCAGUGCUGAUAGUUUCCUGGUAGUUCAUGAUGUAGUGAUAGCAGAUAAUGGUUAUAAAAUUUUUAUGCAACAUCGUCAAAGGGCUUCACAAUGUGGAACUGUUUAUGACAUGGCUGUGGAUCAGACAUGUGAGACUGUUGUUACAGUUGGGCAGGAUAAGAAGAUAAAGGCAUUCGACAUGGAAACUCGGAGACUAAUAAGGUCCUACAAUCAUGAUAAUUCUUUUGGAGAACCUAUAAAGGUUAUAAUGGAUCCUAGCUGCACAUAUGUGGUGUGCUCAUUCUCUAACAAGUCCAUCUGCAUCUACGACUUUAUGACUGGAGAGAUGGUUGCCAAGGCCACAGGACAUGCUGAAAUUGUUACUGGUGUCAUCUUCUUGCCUGAUUGCAAGCAUUUAGUUUCAGUGGAUGGUGAUGGUUGUGUUUUUGUAUGGAAAUUGCCCACUCCAUUGUCUUCUAAAAUAUUGGAGAAAAUAAUGGAAAAAAGUAAUCCAUUGCCUUCUAGAAUCCCUGAUCAACCUCCUGCUUGUAGCCAUCUAUCAUCUUGCAAAAAGGAGUGUCAGCAUUGCAAGAUCAAUCAUGAGGAUGUCUGCUCAUUUAGGAAAGAGAAACAAAGCAGGAAUGGAGUGCUUAAUUCAAAAAGCAGUCAUAGAGAGACUCCGUCUUUUAAGUAUAGUAUUUCAAGACUUCCCAGAUGGGCACAAGCAAAAGUGACAGACUACAAUAAUGUCUGCAAGAAUGUUAGUGACACUUCAUUAGAGGCAUAUUCUGCUUUAUCCCCAGAAAUUCAAAUACCAUCUGAUCAUGCUUCUUUAUCGCCGGAGACUGUGAGCACUCAAUGCUCUUCAAGGCCUAGAGGUACUUUCAACAACACUGAUUUGGACAACCAUUGGCGCUCUGUUUACACUGUUUGUAUGGAUGCACUUUCAUCCCCCGAGAUGCAGAAUAUACUUGAGACAAGGUUUCGAAAGACUUCCUCGAGUUUAAGAUGGCUUAUUCCAGGACAAGAUAGGGCUAUGAACAGUGAGAACCAGAUCUCCUUCAAGCAUAGUAGCCUUAAUGAGGAAAUGGGUGUUGUUUUGGACCAGCGUAUCGGUAAAAAAAAUGAUUCUUUUGGGUAUUCUGAAGAAGUUUCCGAUAGAAAAGCAGAGCAGUCGCAUUUAGAAGAAUCUGGAAGCAUGUCAAAAACAACUCUUGAUGAUAACUUGGACAGUCUGCGCUGUGAAGAAGAGAGUGGUAUCUUUAAGCGACAUUUUGGAAGCCUAUCAAAUACACAUAAGAUGGAGUCAAGGAAUUCAUCAGUUAGAAGGUUUUCUGCAAGAUAUACUGUACAGUGGGAUUAUGCAGGGGACUACAAGAAAUUAUUUAGUAGUCCUGUCAGAAAUAUGCCUGAUAGCAAGAGGUCCAAGGAAGAAGCUGCAACUGAUAUUAUACCAGAAAGCAGAUCCUCGCAGUUCAUGGAAAUUGAAGAAGUAGGAAAUUCUUGUGAACAGGACCCUGCCAAAGAAGGUUCAACUGUCGAUCGGCUGGGGCUAGACCGAGAUCAAAAGGAAGGUGGCCGUGAAGGGAGUGAACUGCAAGAAACCAUAGCUGCAUGCAAGAAAGCAUUUGGUAGCUUGGAUGCAGCAGCUGAGAGUGCUGUGCAAUUAUUUUCAAAAUUAGAAAGUUACGGAGAAGAGGUUUCAAGUGAUGGCGUUCAAUUUUUAAAAGAUGCUGCCGAGCUUCUUCCACUAAUUGUUGAGAAAGUAAAUACUGUUGCUAGAUUGGUUCAAUGUAGGAAGAACAAUAAGAGUGGAAGUGGAUUAGGCGUUCCAGAAGCAAGUUAAUUGUUGAUAGAUUUGUCAAAGGCUACAAGGACAAAGUUUAGGAAACACCAAAAGAAGUUACAGAGGUUCAUUGAAAUAUUAUUCAUAGUCUCAUGCAGAAUAUACUGAUCCUUUACUUUGACUUAAACAAAGAUGUCUGAAGCUAAAAACUUCUUAAAACAGUUUCUGGCCUUCCUUCAUAAUUUUGUACAUCAAGGAGAAAAGUUGAUGGUUGUUCAUCUUCAGCAAAAGCUUUUGAGUCAAGAAGUCUAAUCAAGGAUCAGAAUCACUGCCAAAGUGAUUUCUGUGAGAGACGUAGAAGCUGCGAAUAAGACUUGGGAAAUUCAACCUUUUUUGCUAUAUUUCUCCAUAGGAAGCUGGUAAAUAGAAAAGCCCUAGAGAACCUUAUUAUUUUAUAUUUACCUUUAAAACUAAUGUGUUUUGGUUUAAGCCUCUUUGUAAUGAAUGUUGCUCUUCUUCAGAAUUAAAAAAAAAAAAAAAAAAAAAA